Hirsutella rhossiliensis is the source of this 648-nucleotide messenger RNA. RefSeq lists its product as uncharacterized. The transcript has 2 exons. NCBI's taxonomy places the organism in Eukaryota, Fungi, Ascomycota, Sordariomycetes, Hypocreales, Ophiocordycipitaceae. The coding region runs from base 1 to 648 and encodes 215 amino acids. The record is from RefSeq and is a predicted model, not a curated record.
AUGCUCGCAUCGGGGCACUUUUCGAACAACCAAGCAGGGCAGUUGAAGGUGCUAGUCGUUCUGACAUCCACGGAUGUGGUUGAUAAGCAGGAGCCGGUCACACCGUUGAGGCCAGAUCAAUGCUCGACGCCAGUCAAGGAAGACAAGAAACGGAGGGUCAAGCAAGAAGACAUAAGCCCAGCCUCUAGACGCAAGAAGCGCGUUAAGCAAGAGGAGCAAGUCAAGGAAGAGAUACGCGUCAAGAUUAAGCACGAAGAGCCCGUUUCAACUUCAUCCUGCCAGAGCCCGACACGCGACGAGCUUGGAUAUACUGCCAAAGAAAUUGUUGGACAUGGGGAUGCGGUAGGCCUUGGUGAGCUGGAAGAUCCACUAUGCGAUUUAGUGUUUGGCAGUGACCCUAGUGGAAAGGUGUAUAAAGGCGUGGUGGCCGAAGGAGUCGAAGUGGACGAAGAAGAUAGAGAGGAGGAGACCAGUUUUGUUCCGGAGUUCGUAAACCCGGAGUCAAUUUCCCAAGCCUUCAGGGAAACUCAAACUCGACUGUCCGACACUAACGCUGCUAAAGCGCUUCCUCCAGCUCACUCUACACGCUUCAAGGGUGCAAAGAUCCCUACAACGUUUGCUAUUCGAUAUAGGAAAAGGAAGUAUUGA